Phalacrocorax carbo (great cormorant) is the source of this 6296-nucleotide messenger RNA. The record is from RefSeq and is a predicted model, not a curated record. NCBI's taxonomy places the organism in Eukaryota, Metazoa, Chordata, Aves, Suliformes, Phalacrocoracidae.
GUGGUGUCGGCCGCAGCCAACGAGCAGGGCGAGGAGGCGGGCGGCAGGUGCUGGCUGCGGGGUGCUGCGCUCUACUCGCCGCCCCCCUUCCGCUCUGCCGGGCCGAUCGACGCUCUCCUCACGGGCAGCCCGGGGCCGCCGCCGCUACCGAGGGGGACCGCCCGCGGGCCCAGGCAUUGCUGCUGUACUAGAAAUAUGGGGUCGGAAAACCCAAGUCCGCAGAACCCUGGCUGUAAGAUCAUGACCUUUCGUCCCACCCUUGAGGAGUUUCGGGACUUUGGGAAAUACAUUGCUUACAUUGAAUCGCAAGGAGCUCACCGAGCAGGACUUGCCAAGGUGAUUCCUCCCAAGGAAUGGAAGCCCCGAAAAACCUACGAUGACAUAGAUGACAUGGUUAUCCCAGCUCCUAUUCAGCAGGUGGUUACUGGACAGUCGGGGUUAUUCACCCAGUAUAAUAUACAGAAGAAACCCAUGACUGUGGGAGAAUACCGGCGUCUGGCUAAUAGCGAGAAGUAUUGUACUCCACGCCAUCAAGAUUUUGAAGACUUGGAGCGCAAGUACUGGAAGAACCUUACAUUUGUGUCACCAAUUUAUGGAGCUGAUAUCAGUGGCUCACUAUAUGAUGCAGACGUGGAAGAAUGGAACAUUGGCAAUCUGAACACCCUCUUAGACAUGGUGGAACACGAGUGUGGCAUUAUCAUAGAAGGUGUAAACACUCCCUACCUCUACUUUGGGAUGUGGAAGACAACAUUUGCUUGGCAUACAGAGGACAUGGAUCUCUACAGUAUUAACUACUUGCAUUUUGGGGAGCCAAAAUCCUGGUAUGCCAUACCUCCAGAACACGGCAAGAGAUUGGAACGCCUGGCGAAAGGAUUUUUUCCAGGAAGCUCUCAGGGAUGUGAUGCUUUCCUCCGUCACAAGAUGACCCUUAUUUCGCCCUCAAUCUUGAAGAAGUAUGGUAUUCCUUUUGACCGGAUCACCCAGGAAGCUGGAGAGUUUAUGAUUACAUUUCCUUAUGGUUACCAUGCUGGCUUCAAUCACGGCUUCAACUGUGCUGAGUCUACCAACUUUGCCACUUUGCGAUGGAUUGACUAUGGAAAAAUGGCAACCCAAUGUACUUGCCGCAAAGACAUGGUGAAGAUUUCCAUGGAUGUCUUUGUGAGGGUUCUGCAACCAGAACGUUACGAUUUAUGGAAACAAGGAAAAGACAUUGCUGUCCUGGACCAUAUGAAACCCACGGCUCUGACUAGCCCAGAACUAGAUGCCUGGAAUGAGACAAAGGCAGAGUUGAAGGCUAAAUUGCUUCGCAGGAUAGGAGAUGAGGAAGAGGACAACAAACACCGGUCUCACAGAAAAAGAAGUCAACCCAGAAGACAUAAAACAGAGGAUCAGAAGUCUCUUGGGGAUGUCAUGGCUAUUGAAACUGCCUUGGAAGACGUGAAAGUAAAAGAGGAGCUGAAAAGAGGGACAGAUCUAGAGGAAGAGGAGAGAAGCAAAGUGAUUGAGGGAGGAGAAGGUGACUGCAAAGUAAAGGCCCGUCCUCCGAAAGUAAAAAGUGAGAGGAAGAAGAAGCACCUUUUCCAUCAGCAUCAGCACCAUCUGCAAGCACCUCAGCCUCCGCUGCAGCAGCAGCCACCGCCGCUGCCACCACCGCCUGCACCACAGCAGCAGCUGGCAGGGGACAAGGCGCCAGCCCCACGGCCACCGGCACCCCCAGCAGUACCCACGUCAUCCACAGCAGAAAAGAGCUUGCCUCCAGCUCCCCUGAACAUUAUCCAGCCCUCAGAGGCACCCAUCGAGGAAGAUGACUUCAAACCUCGGCCGAUCAUUCCCAUGCUCUACGUGGUUCCACAGACCAAAAAGGUGGUGUUUGACAAGGAGCGCAUGUCCUGCCAGCAGGCGUUUGAGCAGUUCGCCACGCAAAAGAGUCCAAGUUGGCGGGAGCAGGCGGUCCCUAUGGAAAUCCCUGUGAAGGAGGAGGAGAACGCAGAAGCAGAAAACACAGAGGUCGCUACGGAGACUGCUUCUGCUUUUUCAAAAAUGAAAAUGGAGAUUAAAAAGAGUCGUCGUCAUCCCCUGGGCAAGCCACCAACCCGCUCCCCAUUGUCAGUGGUGAAACAGGAGACCUCGAGUGAUGAGGAAACAUUUCCAUUUUCUGGGGAGGAAGAUAUGAGCGACCCAGAGGCUCUGAAAUCUUUACUUUCCCUCCAGUGGAAGAAUAAAGCACAUAAUUUCCCAGCUGAAAGAAAAUUCAAUGCAGCUGCUGCCCUGAGUGAGCCAUACUGUGCUGUCUGUACUCUCUUCUACCCAUAUAACCAGUCCUUACAGAUGGAUAAAGAAGCUGUCCCGGUCUCCGCAGGGGAGACCACCUCCUUCAUCCACCUUUCUAAGUGUGGACAAAAGACGAAGCCUCUGAUCCCGGAGAUGUGCUUUACCUCAAGUGGAGAAAACACAGAGCCUCUUCCUUCAAAUUCAUAUAUCGGAGAGGAUGGAACCAGUCCCUUGAUAUCCUGUGCCAAAUGCUGCCUGCAGGUUCAUGCUAGCUGUUAUGGAAUACGUCCAGAUUUGGUGAAUGAAAGUUGGUCUUGCUCACGGUGCUCAGCCAAUGCAUGGGCAGCGGAAUGUUGCUUGUGUAAUCUCAGGGGAGGAGCUCUUCAGAUGACCACUGAUGGGCAGUGGAUCCAUAUAAUCUGUGCUAUUGCUGUCCCCGAGGCCCGUUUUCUCAAUGUAAUAGAGCGUCAUCCUGUGGAUAUCAGUGCUAUUCCAGAGCAGAGAUGGAAACUGAAAUGCGUGUACUGUCGGAAACGGAUGAAGAAAGUGUCUGGUGCCUGCAUCCAGUGCUCCUACGAGCACUGCUCCACGUCCUUCCAUGUGACCUGUGCGCACGCAGCCGGAGUGCCCAUGGAGCCAGAUGACUGGCCUUAUGUCGUGUCCAUCACUUGCUUCAAACACAAAGCAGCUAACCAGAAUAUUCAGUUUCGAAGGGAGGUGACCCUUGGACAGACUGUGAUCACAAAGAACCGGAACGGACUCUACUACAGAUGUAAAGUAAUCGGCAUGACGACACAGACUUUCUAUGAAGUGAACUUUGAUGAUGGUUCAUACAGUGACAACGUUUACCCAGAAAGCAUUAUUAGCAGAGACUGUAUCCAAAUGGGACCCCCUCCAGAGGGUGAGUUGGUUCAACUGCAGUGGACAGAUGGAAUCAUUUAUAAGGCCAAGUUUAUUGCAGCCCAGAUCAGUCAGAUUUACCAGGUCGAGUUUGAAGACGGUUCCCAACUAAUGGUAAAGCGUGGUGAUAUUUAUACCUUGGAGGAAGAGCUCCCCAAGAGAGUGAAGUCUCGCCUGUCCCUCAGCACUGGGGCCCCUCAGGAAGAUGUGUUUUCGGGAGAUGAAGUGAGAGCAGCCAAGCGCCCCCGGCUGGGGAAUUCAAGAAAUCCCGAAGAAUACGGACAAAACGCAGAUUACUUGGCCUUUAUGGAGAGCCUGUUGCAGACACAGUACCAACCUGGAACUCAGAGCAACAUGUUUUAACCAGGAAUAAUUAAAAAUAUGAAAUUAACCUUUUUCAAGCCUGCAGAAAAAUAAACUGUGGAAUAGAAGACCAUCCUCGUGCAAUAGCCUGCUGUGAAUUCCUUUCAUCUACUCUUGGUUUGGAUGGCAAGAAAAUCCCGUCUGGCUGCACGCUACCUCUCCUUUGCCAGACGUUGCUGACCAGCAGUUGGGAGCUUGAAAAACCUUCAGACAGCAUUUCACAUGGAGACUUUGGAAGUUUGUACUAACGGAGCUUUGUGACUGGGUCCUUUUUAUGAGGCUUGGAAAGGGUUAAAAUUUGUCAAAAUGACUUUUUAAAAUAUGUCAAACUUUUGUCUUUAAAGGUGCUAUUACAUUGACUACUGAAGCAGCCUUUGGAAUUGUGUUUUCUGUAUAUAGACGUCACCUUUGUGAAUUUUCUAUAAAGGAGCAUUAUUAAAAAAAAAAAGCAAACAAAAAUAGGAAAACAAAAGUUUCCAUAAAACAUUUUUCUAGAUUAUGGCUUUAAAACACAAAAUAAACAAAAAUCCUCCCCCCUUGUCCCCAAAUGAAAUGUGACUAACAUUACGGUGGGGAGAGAGAGAAGCAAGAGCAGAUGUCCUGGAAAGUUCUGGGUUCCUUUUUUGUAAAGAAACACUUUGUAAGCUGGGGAAGAUGGGGAAAGAAAUGUUUCAUAGCCGGGAUGUUUCUUACCGUUAGUUCUCUUAAAGACAUGUGAUAGUUACGUGCAUUUCUGCCGUGUCACCAGGAAGGGGCUUCGGGAAGAAAUGGCCAGGUUUUGGUCAUUCUUGUCAUCUUCCUUCCCCAUCUUUGCCAUUACAGUUGCUUUCUAGUUAAAAAUCAGCAUGGCUUUCAGUUACAAUACGCCACUUGGUUUUGGCAAGUGUUCUGUUGCUGCUUCUUGUGUUAGUUCCUUUAUGAGCCAUACCCCUUCCCCACUGCAGGCUGGAGCGACGAGGGAUUGCUCUGGCUCUCCAGUAGGCAUGCCUCCCAUAGGAACUUUAUUCUUUUCUUUGUCUUCUCUUUUUGGUUUUUUUUUUGUUUUUUUCAAGUUGUGUUCCUUACAGUUGUGAGAAUCAUUCCAUGACAGAAGCCUGGGAGGUGUUUGUAUGUUUUUCUUUUGUCCUAUUAAAGAAGAAAUUCCCCAAACAUCUCUGAUUGUUGUGACAUCCUUUACUUAAGUGAAGACUGAGCCUUUGAGCUACUCCUGGGGAGGAGGAAUGCAAGCCCUUCAUUUGAUUGGACUCAGUUCGCUGAGAAUUGAACAAGCAUUAAAGGCAAAAACAAAUCCUAAAUAUUGAGUGGGCAGCUCCCACUUGAGCACUUGAAAAGAACCUCCAUUUGAAGAACUGUUACGGAGCAGCGUUUUGUAAAAGCCUGAUCCCAAACCCUGCCGAAGUCACUGGAAAGUCUUCCACUCUCCUUGGAGGACCUCUGUCAAUUCAGAGGGACAGAAAAAGACAGCCCUAGUACGGAGCUGGGAUGGGGACGUGGCUUCCACGGUGUCUGGGUGAAGGGGGGCAAGGGUACAUCGUACCACUCACCUCAAUGCCUUGGCCUGGCAGAAGCCGCUGUGAGAUAGAGCUAUCCAGAAUGCUGCACAGCAAACUUUUCCACUUAAUUCCCUGAAAUUACUGGACAGAGACAAUAUUCUUUCCUUUUUUUUUUUAUUUAAGCCCCUUUGCUCUGUGGAGAGGUUUUCAAGCAACGCUAUAGCUAGAUCUUUAAGGGAAUAAGUGGGAAGGAUUUGUGGGCUAGCAGAUGGUAGAUUAGCAUCUUAAGAGACUCGAUGGGUAUUAAACUGCCCUAGUGAAAGAGUGGAGAUAGAAUAAAGCAAUUUUUUUUAAAAUUUUUAUUUUUGUUCUCCCUUGAGAGAAUUGGAGUUCCUUUUAUUUCUUACUGCCUCUGCUACGGGUUAUUUUCUUUGUGUGUGCGUGUCUGUGCACGCGUGUGUGUAUGUAAGACAUUUGAAACAGGUUUUUUUUUAUUUCUGAGUUUUUGAUGUUUUCAAUAGAAUAAAAAACAAACUGAGACUAAUAAAAGUUUUAAAAAUUGGCAAGGUUCUUAAAAGCCUCGGUUGUUACUCCUACAUAGCUGUCUCCUGUCGGUUAAGACAUGAUUUAGUAGAAAACUUGCUUGUAUAAAAAAAUAAGAAUGUUGCCAGGCCACAAGAGAAAUAUUUAAAGCAACUGCAAGAGAAUUUGAACAGCAGAGGAUUUUUUUUGGAGGUGGGAGGGGAAGGGUGGGAUGGGAUGAGUAGUGGUGGGCAAUGGGGAAUUUCCUCUGCAUGUUAAAGUCCUGACUGAAAUAGCACCAUUGCUGUAUUCAUAUGUAGUACCUUUUUAAAAUACUAUUUAUAUUGUAAAAACAAAGUGUGUUUCCUCACCCCAUAUUCAGACGAUGAGUUAUGUUUAAAUGUGAACCUAGAACUGUAGAAUGCCCUUCCAUGUUGGAGGGGCUCUCCCUUUUUGUUCAUUUUUAAAUCCCGCCUCUUGGUUUAGAAUGACUUGUGCAGAUUAUCUAUAAUGACCAUAUUGAUGGCCUCUGUGCAUCAGACUAUUGAAAAGGAAAUAGGAAAUGCGCAUUCCUACCCUCCCCUUCCUCCAGUGAAAUAUAUUUGUAAGUGUCUGAUUAUGUGCUAUAAAAAUAAUGAUUUUUUUUUACCCUCCCCCUAGAUUAAGGAUGUGAUGUAUUUUUUGCAUAUUUUUUCCUCUGCCUCUAGGUUCAUGAUGAAUUAAAGGCUGUUGAGCACUUCAGAAUUA